CCCAAAAGCCGUAAUUUUGCUGACCUCUAAUCGGCUAAAUCGACACUCAAUGAUGGAUUUUCUAUACUUAUACAUUUCUUCUACUCAUAGUGGGUUUAUUUUGUAUAAAGUCGUCGUUGCGAAUAUGCCAUAGAAUACGUGUUGCCCUGUUCAUCACCACGCAAUAAGGGAGGGAUUAGAAAUCAUAAAAACAUAAUUGGGUUGACCUGUGAGCUAUAACAUUUCAAGAAAUUAUCAUUGGCAACUCACAAAGAAAGAGCAUUGCUUGCACCAAACAAAAUAAAAACAGAGAGAGAGCACUGGUAAAUUGUAAUGGCAGAAGGAGUUAUUUUCACGUUAGUAGCAAAGGCUCUCGAAGUCUUGGCAACAUCAGCGUUUAAAGAGGCUUCAUCCUGGUGGGGCGCAAGAGAUGAUCUGAAGAAGCUUGGGAAGAGCAUGGAGAUGAUCCAAGCUCGAGUUCGUGAUGCCGAAAAGUAUCAAGAAGAGGACGGUAGUGAUGCUGUCAAACUGUGGCUUCGGAGGCUGAAGCUGGUGCUUUACCAAGCUGAUGACUUGUUUGAUCGUAUACUCACUGUUGAUAGACAGAAACAGCGCAGAAAACAAAAUCACGAGGUACACUUUUCCAUAAGGUCAAGCUCUCCUGUUUUAAACUGGAAAAUAGCUGGAGAAAUCAAGUCUAUCAGAGAAAAACUUGAUGCCAUCAACUCUGAUAUGGUUGGCUUAAACUUGAGGUUUUAUGACCAUUGGGAAGAACCCCAACCUCUGAUGUCCCGUUUCAUGAAGAACAGAGAAACAACCUCUUUUGUGGAAGCAGAAGAUGUCAUUGGUAGAGAACAUGAUAAAGAUGUGAUCAUUCAGAUGCUUCUUGAUCCCAAAUUUGACGGGGAAAAGGUUACUAUUAUCCCAAUCAUGGGGUUUGGGGGUCUAGGGAAAACUACUCUAGCUCAAUUUGUUUUCAAUGAUCAGAGGGUGCAAAAUCAUUUCGAUCUUAUUAGAUGGGCUUAUGUACCCGACAAGAAUGAUCGCACUGCUGUAAUGGGAAAAAUAUUCAACUGCUUCACUGGUGAAAACUAUCGUGAUCUCCCACUGGAAGAGCUUCAAUGCGGCAUUAGACAGUCAAUAGAAAGCAAGAAGUAUCUUCUUGUGCUGGAUGACAUCUGGGAUGAGACUGUUCAUAGAUUACAUGAUCUUGUGAACUUGCUGAAAUGUGGUAAACCUGGAAGUAAAGUAAUUGUAACUACGCGCUCUGAUGUUGUUGCAAGAGAUCUUGGCACCAUUGAAGAACCCUACAGAUUGGGAACUCUAAGUGUUGAUAAGUCGUGGAAUCUUUUCGAAAGAUUGGCACUUAAACCACGACAAGAUGCGAGCAAUCUCAGUUCUUUGAGUGAGAUCGGGAAAGAUAUUGUGGAAAUGUGUGGAAACGUGCCACUUGCUAUCAAAGUUGCUGCAGGUUUCCUCUGUUCCAAAGACACUCCGGAAGAGUGGUUGUAUGUCAGAGAUGCUCAACGCGCAAAGGCACAACAUACAAUAGGUAGCGACAUCAUGCCUAUUCUGAAGUUAAGCUAUGAUGACCUACCACCACCAUUGAAACAAUGCUUUGCUUAUUGUUCGUUAUUCCCGAAAGGCUAUAAGUUUAGGCAAACUAAAUUGGUUCGUCUAUGGAUGGCUCAAGGAUAUUUUGAAGCAUCAAGCAGAGAUAUCGGAGACUGCUACUUUCUGGAAUUGCUACAGAGGAAUCUAUUUCAAGAUCCUGAAGAAGGUCUUGAAGCGAACACUAAAAGGUGCAAAAUGCACGACUUAGUGCAUGACUUGGCACAACAUGUAGCUGGUCAUGAGACCAUGGUGUUGGCUGAGUCGUCUUCUUCCCAAAUCACUGAUGGACUUAUACAUGUAAAUCUUGGUGGAACUGAAGCUCCAUCAUUGUUAUUUGAGGCUAAUAUGUUACGCACAUUGCUAUAUGCUACAAGAAGUGAUGAAUGUGACAGAUUGAUAUCCAGAUUCCAAUCCUUACGGGUCUUGAGCUUGCAGAAUAUUAGGAUUGUCCCAGGUUCUAUUGGGAGGUUGGUACAUUUGAGAUACCUUAAUCUUCAUGGCACUCGCGUUACAUGUCUUCCCCAAGCAAUAACAAGAUUAGAGAACCUGCAAACACUUAAUCUUCAUGGUUGUAUAGAACUGAAGGAGUUGCCAAUAGAUUUUACUAACUUGCCCAACCUGAGGCACUUGGCAAUUGCUGGCAGCGGUUUAACUACAUUUCCACCAGAAAUUGGUAGAAUGACAUGUAUACAAGAGUUAGAUGAAUUUGUAGUUGGAGACAACAAUGGAAUAGACUCGGUGCCAGCCUUGAAUCUUACGGGGAACCUCCACAUUAAAUUCUGCAAGUGGCGCAAUGAUGCUGUUUUGGAAGCGCAGAGGGCAAAGUUGAAGGACAGUCAGCGAUUAAAUAAUCUAACUUUAGAUUGGAGGUUAGAAAGAGCUUCUAGUGGCUGUGGAACGAAUGAAAUGUUAAUGUACUUGCAGCUACCUCCAAAUCUUAUAUAUCUUCGAGUUGACCACUACACUGGAGAUGAGAUGCAAUGCAGGUGGUUAGAUGUGUUGUCUAAGCUGGUUUCCAUUACAAUUUCACUGUGUCAUAAUUGCAGAGUUCUCCCUCAUUUGAGUCAGCUACGUCAUCUCAAAAAUCUUUAUCUAGAAAGUCUUCAUGCCUUGGAGUAUAUAGAAGAUGAGGAUGACAUCCAGGUUGGUGGAGAUGGUGUUUAUGCAAGCCAUUACUCCCAACCUGAUUGCAAAGAGUUGGAGUCAAUGCCUCUAGCACCAAAGCUGGAGUCACUGGAGGUUUUUGAGGGCAAUGGUAAGUUGUUUAAAUCCAAUCUGGCGUCACCAAACAAUGAAGCAUCAUCAUCUCUUUUCACAUCAUUAAAGCACCUGCGUAUUAGAGGAACUAUCAUUGGACUAGUUUCUUUGUCAAUUAGUAGUAGAUUGUGCAAUCUAGAAUACGUAGAAAUAGAAUAUUGCAAGAAAUUAAGGAGUUUGAUGAUUGAAUCUCCAAGUUCCAUACGAGAUCUUAAACUAAUUGGGCUUAAUAGUGGCUGGAGUAACAUACUAAAAGUAGAUUUUCCUUUCAUUGAGAAACUGGAUAUCAGCGAAUGUGGUGAAGAAUUAGAAGAGGGGAACACUAGGAUGUAUUGGCAAGGCUUAAGGAGCCUCCAUGUGUUGGAGUUAUGGGGAUUCAACAACCUGAAGAGUCUCCCUCCAGGCAUUGCUUGUCUAACCAACCUUCAGCGUCUUCAUAUUGAUCAUAUGAAAAACUUGAAAGCUCUUCCAAAAGAGAUCGGUAACCUCUCCCUGCUUCAGAAACUUUGUAUUGUGUAUAUGGAGAAGUUGGUAGCACUCCCAGAAGAGAUUGGCAACCUCUCUCUACUUUCACACCUUGAGAUUAGUUCUUGUCAAGAAUUGCGGGUACUUCCAGUAUCAUUACAAGGCCUCACCUCUUUACAGAAACUUCGUAUCUAUGACUGUCCACAUCUGGAAGAAAGAUAUAGCGUCAAAUUCAAUGGCCGAGAUCGUCACCUCCUUCAACAUAUUCCCGAUCUUACGAUUCAGGAAUCAAAGAAACCAAAAAAAAAAAAGAAUCAAAGGAGAGAGAGUGUAAAAAAGCAAUCCCCAAACAUGGCACAAGCACUGAUGGCAGCUUUAGUUGCAAAAGUCCUGAUAUCCAUGGGAGAAUUCGCCUAUGAAGAAACCGCAUCUUGGAUUGGGGCAAACGAUGAUCUAAAAAAGCUCAAAAAAACAAUGAAAAUGAUCGAAUAUCGAGUUCGCGACGCAGAAAAGCGCCAAGAAGACGACAACAGUGAAAGCGUCAAACUCUGGCUUUACAGGCUAAGGCAGCUUCUCUACCGAGCCGAUGACUUAUUCGACAAUAUUCUCACUCUUAAACGCCAGAAAAAACGCGACGAAAAAACCACCUUCAAAAAAGUGGGCAUUUUGUUGUCAAUACCUAAUCCAAUUAAUACUGUAAAAUUGGCUCUUAAAAUUAGGUCAAUUAGAAAAGAAUUGGAUGCAAUUAUAUCCGAUAUGAAUGGUUUGAAUUUGAAGAUUCUUGUUUCUGAAGAGCUAGAAUUGCCGAUCAAUCGUUUUAUGAAGAAAAGAGAAACUGCUUCUUUUGUGUUGAAAGAAGAUGUUAUUGGUAGGAAAAAUGAUAUUAAUAUGAUAAUUGAUAUGCUUUUUGAUCCUGAAUAUGAUUCUAAAAGAGUUACUGUGAUUCCAAUUGUUGGUUUUGGGGGUAUUGGAAAGACUACUCUUGCUCAAUUUGUGUUUAGUGAUGAGAGUGUUCAGAAUCAUUUUGAUGUUGUUCAAUGGGCUUGUGUACCAUAUGUUGAUAAUCAGCGUAUGGUAAUGGAGAAGGUUUUCAAGUCAUUUACCGGUGAGAAAUCGAGUGAGUUGUCGUUGGAUGAUGUUAAGUUAGGCAUUCGUGAAUCGAUAAUCGAUAAGAAGUAUCUUCUUGUGUUGGAUGACAUGUGGGAUGAAGAUAGGGAUAGGUGGUUGGAUAUGUUGAGCUUGUUGAAAAGUGGUGGUUUUGGGAGUAAGGUUAUUGUAACUACACGCUCUGAUGAGGUUGCCAACAUUCUUGGCACGAAUUCGAAGCCUUAUAGAUUAGGACUUUUAACGAAAGAGGAGUCCUGGAUUCUUUUCAAAAGGGUAGCAUUUAGGUCCGGAGUAGAGGAGAGGAAUCCUAGUUUGGUUCAGAUUGGGAAGGAGAUUGUUGGUAGAUGUGGAAAUGUUCCUUUGGCUAUUAGAGUUAUUGGGAGUUUACUUUACUCGAAAGGAAGUGAGGAAGAGUGGCGACUUUUUAAAGAUGAUCAACUCUUGAAGGCGAAGUUGAUUGAAGAGGGUAAUAUUAUGCCUGUGUUGAAGUUGAGUUAUGAUUACUUAUCAUCAGCUUUAAAGCAGUGUUUUACCUAUUGUUCAUUGUUCCCGAAAGACUAUGAAUUUGUUAAGGCGGAUUUGGUUCAUUUAUGGAUGGCGCAAGGAUAUUUUGAGCCAUCAAACACAGACAUUGGGGCUCAGUAUUUUUCUGUAUUGUUAGGGAGAAACUUCUUUCAGGAUUCUCAGGAAGAUGCUAGAGGGAACGUCAGUACGUGCAAAAUGCACGACUUAGUGCAUGACUUGGCACAACAUGUAGCUGGUGAUGAGUACAUGUUGUUAGGCCAUCAGCCUUCAAUCCAGAUUACUGAUGGACUUAUACAUGUAAAUCUUGACGGAAGGGAAGAUCCAGCAUCGUUGCUUGCUGCUAAGAAGAUGCGGUCGUUACUAGGAUUUUUUGACAGAACGCUUGCUAAUUCGUAUGAGUUGAUCUCACGGUUCAAGUCCUUGCGUGUCUUGAGCUUGGAGAACAGGGGAAUUGAGACGCUGCCAAGUUCUAUAGAGAAGUUGAUACUUCUAAGGUAUCUUAAUCUUUCAGGGAAUCAUUUCAAAUGCCUUCCUGAUUUCAUAGUAAGGUUAGACAAUCUGCAAACACUAAACCUUGAUGAUUGCAAAAGCCUAAAGAAGUUGCCAAGAGAUUUUACUAAAUUACCAAACCUUAGACACUUGGUAAUCGAUUGGGAUAGUUUGACAGAUUUGCCACCAGGAUUUGGAGAGAUGACAUCUCUUCAUGAGCUGCAUAGAUUUGAAGUAAGGAAAGCAGAGAACAGUAGUAUAUGCUCACUGCCAGCCUUGAAUCUUAGGGGAGAUUUGACAAUCAAGUUUCGCGAGUGGCGCGUAAAUGCUGUGGUUGAAGCUCAGAGGGUAAAUCUGACAGCAAAUGGACAUUUAACUUCUCUUUCAUUAAAGUUUCAACUAGAAGGAGAACAAGUUACGCUUGCUUCUUGUGAAAUAGAUGACAUGUUAGCGUGCUUGCAUCUACCUCCAUAUCUCAAAUAUAUGGAGUUUGAUGGCUAUAUAGGACAUAAGAUGCCACAUAGAUGGUUAGAUGGGUUAACUAACCUUAUUUCUGUCAGUAUUUCAAGGUGCAAUAGUUGCAGAGUUGUUCCCCACUUGGGUAUGUUGCCCCAUCUCAAAUUUCUUUAUAUUAAAGAUCUUGAGGCCUUGGAGUACAUAGAAGAUGAGGCUGGCAUCUUGGCUGAUAAUGACUACUUACCGUUCUUAGAAGUCUUGGAAUUGGAGGACUUGCCACAACUCAAAGGGUGGACUAGACCAUCAAAUGAUACUGGUGAACAGAAGAAGUUGUUGUUUCCUCGUCUUUUCCAAAUGAAAUUAAAUGGCUGCCGUGAGUUGAUAUCAAUGCCUCAAGCGCCAAAGCUCGAGUCAUUGGAUGUAAGGCGUAUUAAUGGAAAUAUGUUAAAAUCUAUACUCACAUUACUCCAUGAUCACGAAGCACCAUCAUCAUCAUCACCACCAUCAUCUGCAUUGAAGAGACUAAGUAUUUAUAUGAUUCAUGAUGAACUAGAGUCGUUGUCAAUUAGUAGUAGUUUGUGUAACCUGAAUACAUUAGAAAUAUCCUAUUGUUAUCAACUGCAGAGUUUGAUGUUCGAAUCUCCAAAUUCCAUUCGGCAUCUUGAUAUGAAGUUCUGCAAGAGCUUGAGAAACAUAUCUGAGGGAUUGCAGCAUCUCUCUGUCCUUGAGAAAUUAGAGAUACGUUGUUGUGAACAGUUGGAAGAGGAGCAAGAAGCACAAGACGAGGGGGACACCACUCAGAGUUGGGAAGCCUUAACGCGCCUCCGUUGGUUGCAAUUAUUAGAAAUUCCUAAGAUGACAAAACUCCCUCGAGGCAUUACUUGUUUAAUAACGCUUCAACGCCUAUCAGUUUCGACUCUUGAGAACUUAACAGCACUCCCAGAAGAGAUUGGCAACCUUUCCCAGCUUCGCGAGCUUUUUAUUACUAGGUGUCCAAAAUUGAAGUCACUUCCACCAUCACUAUGGGGCCUUACCUCUUUGGAGAAAAUUCAUAUUUUAGGGUGUUCAGAUCUGGCAAAUAGAUAUAAGCUGGAUGGCGAAGAUUACCACCUUAUUCAACAUGUCCCCCAUGUUAAUAUAGAAGGCUAA
Messenger RNA from Beta vulgaris subsp. vulgaris (sugar beet), 7041 nucleotides. RefSeq lists its product as uncharacterized. The record is from RefSeq and is a predicted model, not a curated record. Bases 313 to 7041 code for a protein of 2242 amino acids. NCBI's taxonomy places the organism in Eukaryota, Viridiplantae, Streptophyta, Magnoliopsida, Caryophyllales, Amaranthaceae. The transcript has 4 exons. Gene Ontology annotation, molecular function: ADP binding; protein binding. Gene Ontology annotation, biological process: defense response to other organism.